CAAAUCGAUCGCAAAAAAGUGAGAAAGUGCCCAGCUAUCAAUGUCUAUUGGUUGCCAACUUGUGAGCGUAUGUGAACUUGUCCUUCAAUGAGUCCUCUCCCAAUUGUUGAACGUAGGCAGAGGAUUAUCUGAGAUCCCCUAAAAGUCAGCCAUUCCCAAGGACUCUGGGAGUAUGCUCUCAAUCUGCACAGGUACUCUUUUCUCUCUCUCUCUCUCUUUCUUUCUCUGUUGACCACCAGCACUACUAAAACCAUUGUUCCCAAUAUCAUUAUCUGAUAUCUUUUCCCUGGCUCCACCCAACAGCUUCUUCGAUUUGACACUUCUUCUAUUUGGUCAAGGAAAAGCAGACUCAGCCAAGGCGAGUACGAGUAUUGUACCCUGUAGGACUCCUUCUCGUCAGUUUAGUAGGCUCUUGGUCAGUGAAGAGGCAACAUCCCUACUAUCCACCACAAUCUUGGGUUGAGCAUGUCCGCAACCCUCAACGUUCAGUGAUCAACCAACGCAACACAUUGCAAUAUUUUAGCAUAAUAACAAAACGCAACCAAGCACACACACACACACACCAUGAAGUUAACGCCCAACAAAAGGCCGAACAACGCCCCAUGGGCAGUGUCAGUGUUUAUCGUGGCUAUAAUUGUGCUCAUCACUGUGAUCGUGAGCUGCAUCCUGGCAGCGUCCAUCUACUUCUUAUACUACGACAUCCCUAUUCUGAACAACACACUUCUGACUUCCACAGAGAAGGUGGACCAAAACCAAGCCUCUUCACCCAAGUCAUUGCAUCGGCUGCUGAAGCACCUCGACAUCCCAAGGCCCGAUAGAGAACCAGACCCCGAUAACCCGACCAAUAAGGAGAUGAUCAAGUCCCGAGAAUCUGCCGCCGUUGAUCCCGCCACUUUGAACAUUGAUGUGAACAAGAUCUACACCAAGUGGUCCAAAUGGUCCCGAUGUCGGAGGAAAUGCAAGCAAGUCAGAAAAAGGAUGUGCAUCGUCCCCAGUAUUUGUGGCUCCAACGUUCUGAAAGAGGAGCGACCGUGCAAGAAAGGUCGUUGCCGGAGACAGAGCUUUCAUAUCGUGAAGAGGAAGAAGUUGUCCCGUAAAACUCGCGGGAUGUUGAAGUUCAACAAAGCUUUUUACACCAAGUGGUCCAAAUGGUCGCCCUGCUCCAAGAGCUGUAAAACCACACGCACCAGGUCUUGCAAGUUUGCCCUGAUAUGCGGAUCGUCGUCCGUUCACGAGGAAGCUUAUUGUUACAUGGACGGCUCCUUGUGCGAGGAUUGGUAUCGCCAGGGGAAGUCUCUGAGCUUGGUGGAGCAUUAUCGGAACGGACGCAUCACCGAGGAGGAUCUAUUUCAAGUGAACCAUGUGGACGAGCACCUGGAAACCCCCAUUUCAAAGAAUCAAAAGAGGAAUCAGCCGCCGGUGGACUUGGGGCAAUGUGGAGUAAGAGCAACGCAUAGCAAUGCCAGACAUAGCUCCACGGCCAAUCCGCCAUGGGCACUGAGGAUCAUCGGAGGCCGUGAAGCCACUCGAGGACACUGGCCAUGGCAGGUGGCCAUUUUGAACAAGUACAAGGAGGUCUUUUGUGGAGGGACCCUUGUCGCCCCUGGCUGGAUCCUGACAGCGGCUCACUGCGUCCGCAAGCACCUCUAUGUGCGCAUUGGGGAGCAUGAUUUGAUCAUUAACGAGGGCACGGAACGAGAAUACUUCGUGGAACAUUCCAUUCUCCAUCCAAACUACAAUCCGGACACAGUUGAUAGCGAUGUGGCCUUGCUGAAGAUUCCGAUGGAGGAUUCCAACCUGGAGCAUCCCAAUUUGGCGUGUUUGCCAAAGUCUGACCAAGAUGUUCCAGUCGGCAAGAAGUGCACAAUCAUCGGAUGGGGCAAGGAAAAAAGCUCCCAUGUCUAUGGCACGGAUGUUCUUCAUGAAGCUGAGAUUCCCAUCGUGCCUAAAGAGGAGUGUUUAAACGUAUAUCGGAAUUAUUUUAUCACCUCCAACAUGUUUUGUGCCGGUUACAAAAGUGGGCGGAUUGAUAGCUGCGCUGGCGACAGUGGCGGACCGUUGCUGUGCGAGGACCAAGGUCAUUGGACGGUGUACGGGGUCACAAGUUUCGGCGAAGGCUGCGGACGCGAGGGCAAGUUCGGCAUCUACGCUCAAGUGCCCAACUUUGUGGCGUGGAUUGACAGUGUUGUCAACUAUUAGAUCCAGUCCGUCGCUCCAAACACCAGUUUAGUCACUUCUCGCUCACUAAGUCAGUCCCACCGGCGGCCAAGUCAGAUCAAUUCGAAUCAAAUCCAGCUAGUGAUGAAUGUAACCAAUUGUAUUUUUUAUCCAUGUUGAGAAUUGUUUAGCUAUUACAGAUAUGAAUGUCCACCUUUUAGCAUUGUUCGUUUAUCUCGCAACAAAUAAAUGCGACACUUAUUUCUCCUAAUACCAAAA
This is a messenger RNA of Tigriopus californicus, 2436 nucleotides long. Its product is annotated as coagulation factor X-like. Gene Ontology annotation, molecular function: serine-type endopeptidase activity. The transcript is spliced from 5 exons. The coding region runs from base 565 to 2199 and encodes 544 amino acids. Lineage: Eukaryota; Metazoa; Arthropoda; Copepoda; Harpacticoida; Harpacticidae. Gene Ontology annotation, biological process: proteolysis. The record is from RefSeq and is a predicted model, not a curated record.